This is a messenger RNA of Podarcis lilfordi (Lilford's wall lizard), 12593 nucleotides long. NCBI's taxonomy places the organism in Eukaryota, Metazoa, Chordata, Lepidosauria, Squamata, Lacertidae. The record is from the annotation of a GenBank genome assembly.
GCCUUCCUCCCCGGGCCCCGCUCUCCUCCUUCUCUGUGUCAGUGCCGUCAGUCAUGGAGCGGCUCCUUCGAGCCGCGGCGGCAGCAGCAGGAGCAGCGGCGGCGGCGGCAAUAACAGGAGCAACCCCAGCGCUAGCGGCCUGGGACGCCCAAGGCAGCCUCCUUGGCGGAAGACCCAGCAGCGAGGAGGUGCUGCAGGCGCGCGCGCCGGGGUCCGCACGAGCGGCGGCGGCGGCGGCGGCGUCUCGCGCCACUGGGAGCAAGUGACUGACGGCGCGAGCCCAGGAAUUCCGUCUCGUGCCUGCACUGGGAGUCGCUCAAACGCACAGGCACGCGCGCGUACGCAGCGCCUCUCUCUCUCUUCCUCUGCCUGCGAUGCUUCAGUGAGUGCUUCUUUCUACCCCCUCCGACCGGCCCCACUUCCCCGGCAUGCAGCAACAAACAGCGGCGGGUGGAGCGGCAGGACGGGCUACGCCAAGUGUGGCGCGCGGAAGGGCCCUCCCUGGGUGGAGGCGUCGCCGUCGUCGUCUUCUCUCCUCUCCCUUCCCUCUCCACCCCCCCAUCCCCACGCCGCUUCUGCCUUUCCCAUACAGCUGCCGGCAGGAAGACCUUAGGCUCCAUCUGCCUCGGUGCAUCCUUCCUCCUCAGCUUCCCAUUUGCCUCCCUUCUCCCGCCCUGGCAGAAAUGGGAAGAGCGGGGUUGGGGCCGAAUGCAGCUUGGAUGGGGUAAAGUUUGGAGCAAAAGGGGACUUCGAGUUCUUGAAACGCGUGAGGCGUCCUGUAUUGAGUUACUCUGAAUAGUUUUCGUUUGCUUUACCGUUGUGGCAUCGAUUGAAUAUCCGUGCUAUACAGGCUAAUGCACAAGGUAGUUUGGUCCAUGAGAAUUUAAAAAAAGAAAUCCCAAAUGUUACAAGCUUUCAAGUUCUCCAGAAUUUUUCAUCAGGCUGGAUAAGCAAGAUAUAUCCUUCCUUUCCAUGCAGAGUUUACAAAUGAAAUAGCUAUGUACUACAGCAAUUAUCAGCAGCGGUUAUAGCAGCUAUGGUAUACUGUAUGAGCAAAUGUUGUGCCACCUUUGAAAGUACACAAUUGAAACAUGAUUUUAAAAAUACAGCUGGUAUUAUACCAUAUCUCUGAAGGAGAAUGUCAGUCAUUGCUGACUUGUCUCUGGUAGUAAUCAGAGAAUUAUAACUCGCUUGCAUAUACACACUUUGGUGGACAAAGAUUUUUGUUUUACAUUUCCAAAAUUGCAUGUAUUUUUCAGAUCCUCAAAGGGAACAGACUGUAUUUUCUUAAUUAUUGCAAAUUCAGCCUAAAAUCUCUUUUGCCUUUGUAGGGGAGUGCUGAAGGCAUAAUUAUACCUCUCAUGGGGUUUCUUCUCCUCCCCUGUCCCCCCAUAAGUAAUACAAUUGGUAGAGUAGUAAAUCAUUUGUGUGGAACAAAAGUGAACAUUAGAACUCUGCAGAUGCUACUACCUUAAUUGAUUUUGCAUGAAAAGCUUCAAGGAACCUCAUAAUGGUGAUGCUUUUAAAAUACAUUAGGAAGGUCAACUAGUAGUGGUAAAAUAUGAGUUCUACUGUAAGUUAUUUCAUUGGAACUUCAAGUUUGUUCAACAAUAUUUUAUGAGCUAUUACUUGAAAUCAGAUUUGCUCCCAAUGGGGCUAACAAACCCUCAGCAAUUCUGUGUUUUCCUCUUUUACAUUAGAACCAUGGUCCAAAUGUACAUAUGUAAUGCAGAUGCCUUUCUGAAAUUAGGCAGGUUUGGGUCUGUUGUGCUUUGAUGGGAUGCUGCCUUGAUCUUCCUAAAGAAAAUGCAAGAUAUGCAUGUAAUAAAUCACUCUGAGUGAGCAGAGAUUUUAGCAGGUAACAAACACCCAGAAUGCUUUUCUAUUUCACUUACGCACUUUUUUUUGAGUUUUACUCUGUGCCUUUCAACCAUGCUUGAGGCAAAAGUUAAGGUUCUACACUAAUGUUCCAUUCAACAGGAAUGACUGCUGUUAUGCACUAUUAGAUAUAAAGGUAGGGCAGAGUGUCAAAUAAAAUAAUGAUCUGGAAAUAGAAACCUUUAAGCAAGCUGACCUUUGACAGCUAACUAGGAAAAGUGAAACAAAACUGAAAUUAAGUUUUCAUUUUUCAUAUGUUUGACAGAGAAAAUAGUAUUAAGAGUGCACAGCAGAAUUUUAUAAAAUCACAUUUGAUUAUUAACUGCAGUACGCUAAUCACUAAGAGGGUUCUAUGCAGGAUGGCAUAGUGCUUCUCCAGUGGGCUUAAGUGUAAAAUAUUUAAAAACACUGCUGUUGUGCUUGGGAAUAAAAAUAGGAAAAGUGAAGGAGAACAGCAGCCAUUAGAACCCUGAAGUUGUCACUAAUGAAACAUGCACCAUUUUCACCUAAACCUCUGCAAUCCUAAAAGAACCUCAGUCCUUGCAAACUUCUGUGCUUUGAUGCUUUAUGAUCUGAGUGAUAAGCUGAUAUUUCAUUGAAUAAGUAAGGGGUGCAUUUUCUACUGUAUCAGCUUUUGGAAUGCAUAAUGAGUGUCAGUUUCCCACAGGUUUUUAAUUCAACAACCAUGUUUUAAGAAAUGUGCUUCCUUUUCUUUUGGAGGUCAUGAAACGUGUACGCACAGAACAGAUUCAGAUGGCAGUUUCCUGCUACCUAAAACGCAGGCAGUAUGUAGACUCGGAAGGUCCUCUGAAACAAGGGCUUCGCUUAUGCCAGACUGCAGAAGAAAUGGCAGCUAAUCUAACAGGUACCAACUAAAGUUUCAUAAUGAGUUUAUUGCAGGUGUCGCCAGCAUGGUGCCCUCCAGAUAUUAUUGGAUUACAAACCUAUCAUCCUUAAAAUUUGUCCUUGUUGGCGGAGCUGUAGUCAAACAGCAUUGGUCAGACACCCUGCUGGCUACUUCUGGUUUAUAGUAAAGUGCAAAUCUCUAGUUACUAAAGAGUGAAACUUCUAAGCAAUCAAUUGGGGACAGACUGAAGCAUGAAUGACUUCAUGAUACUGUAACACCCACUUGUGUCCAAAGGCUGGGAAGCAAAUAAAUAAGCAAGCAAGGAGGUGAUCUGGCAAUUUACCAAAUAAGACAAAUCAAAAUGAAAUGUACAGCAGGAAUGCUGCCAUUUCCAAAUAUUUUGAAAUGAUUUGGCUGCCAAAUAUGUUUGGGAAGUGUUUUUAACGGACAUGUUAAAAUAAGUAAAUUUGGGGUUUUUAAGGAGAACGGCCUUUUCACUGAGAUGAAGCUAAAUGAUUUAGACAUUCUCUAGCUCAUCUCUGCCAAGACGAGAACUGUAACUGCUAAAUAAUGAAUUCAACUUUUAUAUAUAGAACUCUACAGCCCUGACACUUUUUUGUGGUUCUAGAUGUUUUACAAUAAGCAUCAGAGCAAUGUGUUAUUUUUUGCAGUUUCUUUCGACUAAUUGAAAGCCCAGAUAAAGUUAAUCAAUUCAGGGGAGACCCACAGAGACAUAACUGAAUUGUUUAGAAGUUAUAUUUAAUACAAAUAACUUUAGAAGUACCUAAUACCUCAAAGCACAAUUGCCCACACAGAAUGUAGCAUUAAAGCACUAAGGCUGCAAUUCUAUAACCAUGUUCCAUAGAACUCAGUGGGGCCUGCUUCUGAGCAGACCAGCGUAUGAUUGCACUGUUGGUCUGGUAAUUCAGGAUUCUGAGAUUCUAUAGAAGUAGGUUCUCAUACUGCUUCCUUCUUGGGAGUUACGCUGAACUGUAUAUUACGUUUCCAUGAAAGAAAUGCCCAACCACCUGCUUCUACAUCACAUGAGGCUUGGACAUGUGCCUUUGGAAUCACUAUUAGCAUAUGUGUUCAUCCAGAAAAUCCAUUUACUUCAUUUGUUUCCUGUGCAUCUAGUGAAAUAAAUCGCAAAAACUGUAAAUCUGGACACUGCUUUUCUUAAAGCAAUUUGAGGAUUUGGUACAAAUCAGAGGGUCAAAUAAGGACAAUCGUUUCUUGUUUAACACACACACACAAAGAUUGCUUUGUUAAUAGGCCUAUAUUCCCCUAAAUAUUAUAGAAUUGUGGCAAAGAGUGGGAGCUAUAUGAAUGCUACCUUCUUGCACUAAAUCAUGUUCUAUGGUUAGGUUCCAGAACCAGCUUUUGAUGCACUUUAUUCAUUGCAUUUGUUUUCCAGGUCCUAGGCCAAAACUGUAACAAAUACAGAAGCAUUAAUGCAGGGGUGAGGAGCCUGUGACCCUCCAAAUGGGAUUCCAGCUCCCAUCAACCCUAGCCAAUAUGUCCCAACAUCAGGGAUCAUGGGGGUUGUAGUUCAGUAGCAUGUGGAAGGCCCCAUGUUCUCCUCCACUGAAUUUUUGUAUUCAUGAGGGAAAUUAAAGGGAUAGAUGAAAAGGGAAUGUGGGUGAUAUAGAAGCAAAAGACCUAACUUCAGCUAAAAAAGAAGUACACAGACAGUUGGAUAAUUCUGAUCACAUGGACAGAGUUACUUAUUACCUUAUUUCUAGCGAAUUAUUGAAUACAGUGGUACCUCCAGUUGCGAAUGGGAUCCGUUCCGGAGGUCCGACCGUACCCAGAGGAAUUCACAACCGGAGGUGCCGCUUACGUGUGUAGCGCGUAGAGCGCUUCUGUACAUGCGCACAUGGCGAAACCCGGAAAAAUACUUUCAGGUUUGCCGCGUUCGCAUCCUGAAAGAUACGCAAACAGAGGUGUGCGUAUCUAUUUACCUCUAGGAGGAGGGGCUGUCUCUCUGUUUUAACUCAUGAAAGAAUGAGUUUUUAAAACUAAGACAGUCUUUUAAAUCUCAUUUAUUAUUUUACUUACAAGGUAAAUUCUGUCAGGCCAUGCAAAAUGUUGGCUGUAUUGAUGCGAAUUGUAAAAUACUAACUGAUUUAAUGAAUAAAAUUCUCAGAUUCUAAAAUGUAGUGCCAAGUUACUUGUAGCAGGCUCACUGGUAAUACGCUUUGAGUCUUUUCCAUUCUUGCCAGCUUUUAAGUAGCUUUGCCUCAAAAGAUCGCUUCAGAAUCCUUUAGAUCGCUAGAAUGACUUAACAGUGAAAUCAAUAACUACUCCAGACUUUUAGAGCUUAAGUGACUUGUGGUGGUUCUGAGAACUUGAUUGCUGAGAACUUGAAUACACUGAGAAAAGGUGCAAGUGUGAGGGAAACAUCACAAUUAUGAGAAGUAUUCUGUGCUGGAUUUUUAUUUUUUUAUUUUUUAAAAAGUAGGAAGGUCUGAUUCAUGCCAGUCGGUGGCUUUGUAUGUUUGAUUUCUCCAUAAUCAAAAACUUUCUCUUCACUGGACUUAUGAGUGAACAAAGUCUGAAAUAAAGUGUUUUUUUGAAGUGAUGCCAGGUGAUACAAAAUCUCUGUGGCAUUGGUUUGUGAUUUCACCUACAGGUAAUGAAUUCACUCCUGUCGCAGCAAAAUGCAAGUAGAAUGGCAACAUAUUCACUUGUAUCCCCAUUUCCAGUGUGUGAUUUAAAAGAGAAGAUAUUUGUCUAGAAAUGCCUUUGUCACAAGAAUAAAAUAUUUGAGCAGCUGUAGCCCUAUUGCUUGUGGUAUUGAGAUGAACAAGUGGUUCAUCUCCAUCAUUCACUGAUGGAGGAAUAAUACUUAACAUAAUAAAAGCCUGCUGGAUAAAACCAAUAACCCAUCUAGUCCAGCAUUCUGUUCUCACACUGGCCAACAAGAUGUCUAUGGGAGGGAGGGAGGCAAGCAGUACUAGACUGCUUCAGUGACUUCACAAAUCUUGUCUUGAAUGUAAAAGUUAAUAUAUGUGCAGCAAGUGUAGGAUUACUUUUGAUCAUCUAGCACAAACAUUUUGUUUGCUCUAAUGAUGUUGGUGAUUUGGCACUUUUUAAAAACUUAUCUGUCAAUUGUGUGUUUCAAUGUAAGAACAAGGGUGUGUUGUGUUGCAGCUUCCAGUGCUUUAUAGAAACUAUUUUUAAAACCUUUGUUUGUUCCCUUAGUUCAGUCUGAAUCAGGUAGUGCCAACAUUAUCUCUGCUGCACCCUGCCUAGCAGAGCCACAACAAUAUGAAGUACAGUUUGGGCGAUUACGCAACUUUCUUACAGGUGAGUUUCAUAAACAUAUGUGCCAUAUCUCCCCUGACCCUCACUGGGUCUUUUCAAAUGGCUUUUGCGUCAUCAUUUGUGAAGCUACAAAUUCUGCAUCCUUGGUGCAUGUAACAAUGGGAGAGAGGCUCCCAUUUUGUACAUAUAGUGCCUGAAGUUCACUCUCAUGAAUGGGUUAUGCUGGCCCUGAUGGUUAUUCCUGAAUAGAGUCAGAAAAUGGUCCCAGGAAGGUGGCCGAAUGGGGUAUGGUAGUUUUACAUUUGACAUGGAAUAAUAUAUUCAGAUGUACUCUUGAAAUUACCAUUGGGAUUCACUUUGGCCAAAAAGCAGAAAACAAGCAAGCCAGUACAAAAAAGAAGGAGAGCAUAGCAUGUUAUGGUACUUCCCAAACUGCUGGUCUGUGUGUUUUCCUCCACUCCCAGGUCAACACCAUGUCCCUAAAUGUGUGUGUUCCUAAAUGAUGCAUUAACAGAAAUGGGCUAGUUGUAUUCUAAAGCUCUUCUUUGAUGGAGAGCCCCAUGCCUAAUUAAAAAUGAAGUAUGGCUUAGCAAAACAAAUGCGGGUUUUUAGGACUUUCAGAGCAGCUGGAUAUCCUUUGAUGAGGUGAAAAUUGCACUGAAUGGCAUGCAAUGUGCAUUUUUAAAACACAGAAAGAGAAGCCACAAGUGCCUUUAGAAUAUGUUUUAUCUUGCUUUCAUAAAAAUAUCUGCUGAGAAAGUGAACCCUCUCUCUCUUUCCAUAUGUUUAGAUUCAGAUUCCCAGCACAGCCAUGAAGUGAUGCCUCUUCUGUAUCCCCUCUUUGUCUACCUCCAUCUUAACAUGGUCCAAAAUGGCCUGAAGAGCACAGUGGACAGCUUCUAUAGUCGCUUUCAUGGGAUGUUCUUGCAGAAUGCCAGCCAAAAAGAGAUCAUUGAGCAGCUACAGACCACACUAACCAUGCAAGACAUCCUAUCCAACUUCCAGCUCCGGGCAUUUCUAGACAACAAAUAUGUCAUCCACCUUCAAGAAGACAGCUACAACUUCCUCCUUCGCUACCUCCAGAGUGACGAUAACAAUGCUCUUUGCAAAGUCCUCUCCUUGCACAUUCACUUAGAUGUGCAGCCAGCCAAGAGGAUGGACUACCAGCUGUAUGGUAGUGGUGGCUCUUCACGCAGUGAGAGCAAUGGCCUGGAGCCCACCGACAUGCCUGCUUCCAUCCUGCAAAACGAGGCAGCCCUGGACAUCCUGCAGGAUAGCAUUAAAAGAGUCAAAGAUGGACCGCCCUCGCUCACCACCAUCUGUUUCUAUGCGUUCUAUAACACUGAACAGUUGCUGAACACUGCAGAGAUCUCGCCAGAUAGCAAGCUGCUUGCAGCUGGCUUUGACAAUUCCUGUGUAAAGCUGUGGAGCUUGCGGUCCAAGAAGCUGAAAUCUGAGCCCCAUCUGGUAGACGUCUCCCGAAUCCACCUGGCUUGUGAUAUCUUGGAUGAGGAGGUCAGAGUAUCUUGCUAUCAGUAUACAUUUGGGUGGAGUUGGUUUAUGUUCUUAUUGCAAUGAUUUUUGCUGUAGCCUCCAGCCAGGAAAAAAAACACACCACCACCUUCUGCCCAUCAGCUGUAACUGCUAGGUGAAAGUGAUAAGGAGCAACAACUUUUGCUGGGUAAAGAUUCAGGCAAGGGUUAGUCGCUGUUCUUUGUUGUGCUGAUUGCAGUGUGACAGAUCAGUCCUUCGUUGCUUCUUACCGUUAGAAUGAACAUGUAUUUACAUCUUUGCUAGGAAUUUCCAGGGCCUUCCUAUGGACAGCUGCUUUAUCCUUAAUGCACAUACAUUAAUGCACCCUGACUUCCAAGGUGUGUAAUCAUGGGGUUCAAACUGCAUGAGGCAAGGAGAAAACUGUAUGUAAGUGAAUAUAAGCCUCUAAUGAUAGUAAAUGGAUGCUGUAAGUGAUAGGGCAAGGAUAAACCACAUUUUUCUGUUUCCUGCCAGCAGGUCAAAAGGUGGAGUGGCCCGGCUUUUUACCUUUGGCUUUCUAUAGCCAUUUGUUGUUGUUUUUAAAAAAACAGUUACAGUGGUGCCCCGCAAGACGAAUGCCUCGCAAGACGGAAAACCCGCAAGACGAAAGGGUUUUCCGUUUUGGAGGUGCUUUGCAAAACGAAUUUCCUAUGUGCUUGCUUCGCAAGACGAAAAUGUCUUGCAAGUUCCUGUGGGGUUUUUUUUCCUUUUCCCCCCCUUUUUCCCAAGCCGCUAAACCGCUUAUCAGCUGAUCGGCUAACCGCUUAUCAGCUGAUCGCUAAGCCACUUAUCAGCUGAUCGUUAAGCCGCUUAUCAGCUGAUCGUUAAGCCGCUUAACAGCUGAUCGCUAAGCCGCUUAUCAGCUGAUCCGCUAAGCCCGCUAAGCUGCUAAUACUGUAGCGCUAAUCUGCUAAACCGCUAAUGGGCUUGCUUCGCAAGGCGAAAAAACCCGCAAGACGAAGAGACUCGCGGAACGGAUUCUUUUCGUCUUGCGAGGCACCACUGUAUCUCCCAUUGCUCCCAGGCAGAGGAAUGUGAACUGUGACCCACUCGAUACCUUGGCUUAAUGCAGAUUGUGAACCCCAUGUGUAUGCUUUAAUUACCGUUUUCUCCAACAACUGCUGUCCUACAGUUUCUCCUCUCUAAAUCCAGAGAUUCUCUGUGCAAUUGAUGUAGCAUUUGGAUUUUCAAAGCAUAGGAGUCUCUAAAUCUAUGAAAGGGGGAAAGUGUGGGACAGCCGUAGUUUGGAGGAGAACACCACAUGGACAAAGGGCAAGUAAAUUCUACUCACUGUAGAUGCAUUGCAGUUAAUAGACCUAUGUUGGCAGUGUCCAUUAAUUUCAGUGGUUUUACUCUGAGGAUGACUAGCUUUGGGUACAAUCCCCAAUUUUCCUCACUUCUUGGAACAUGUUAGCAGAAUAGAAGGGCUUUGGAUCCAAUAAUAAUAAUGAUGAUGAUGAUGAUGAUAAUUUAUUUAUACCUCACCCAUCUGACUGGGUUUCCCCAUCCGCUCUUGGUGGCUAUAGGUUCACAUCUUCUACCAGCAUGUCUGUGUGCUGUUUCAACAUAAAAAACAAAUGGGUUAGGGGACUGCUUAAUGUAAGCAGAGAUAGGAGGCUUGUUCAGUUAGAUUUCUCUCUCCAAGAGUAGUUCCCCCAGUCCACUGCUGGAGUCAAAAAUCUAUAUGAUUCUGUGGCCCCUGAGAAACCCUCCCAAAUAUUAUAUGCUACUGGGCUUCUAGUUGGUAUAACAAUGUGUUAAUAUUCUGUAGUACAGUACAGGCAACCCCCAGUUAGCACCGGGAUUGCAUUCCAAGUCAUCAUGUGCAAUAGCGGAGCACGCAUAAGUCCGCUACACCCCACUCCAUCCUCUUUUCUGGCCACUUCCGGGUCGCUGUGAUGCGUUUCUGCACAGUUGUUUGCACUCAAAAAGUUGUUUUUGCAACCUAGUUUGAAUAGGGAUUGUGUGUGUGUGUGUGUGUGUGUGAGAGAGAGAGAGAGAGAGAGAGAGAGAGAGAUUUUCCCCUUUUGAUCAGUAAGGAGUACAUUUCUAAAAUUAUAAUUAGAAUGCAGUGCCUGCAGUCAAGACAAGACUUUACCAUUUUUAACAGUUUUAUCAUCUUGCACCUUUCUAAUUUUUAAAUGAUACAGCGCUAUAAAAUAACUAACAAUAGUAUUAUAAAUUUAAACCAUUAACUCUGAAGCUAAGAAAAUAACUGAGCCACAGUAACUAUAGAAGACAGUUACACUCAAUGUUCGGUGAUAUGUAGUUUUUCCACCAGUUGUACAGUAUCUACUGUUUUGAAAAAUCACUGAAAGUAAAGGGAUCUUUUAUUUCACCCUGACUGCUGCAAAGAAACAUUAAGUAAAUAACAUUUUUCUGCCAUAGUAUUUCCAGCCUGAAUCUACAGGCAAAGAUAUGGGACUAUUGCCAUUCUGAAUGUAAUUUAAUGCCUAUUCAUCCAGCUGCUAAUCUAAUCCAGAAGCAGAAUAUUAGUUGCUUACUGCUUUUUGUACACAGUUCUCAGUGAAUAUCAGCUGCAGCUUUUGUGGAUGGAGUAAGAAGGCUGCAGCAAUCGGAGAUGUCUCCUGGAAAAGUUUUAAAAACAUUUUUAGAGCAACAGCGCUGGUGGUAAAACUACUAUAACCACUGAUUUUAGGUGCUUCUGCAGUUGUUCACGGAGUUGAGGACCCCAUUAAUACCUAAAGGGAGGUUUCAGAUCCUAGACUGCUUGUAUAAAAAGCAGGACUGCAAGCCUUCCAUUGUCCAUUAAAAUAUUAAUUGGGUCUUAUCUGGUCCUGUUCCUGCUUUUCUGCAGACUGGGAACAGUGUAGAGCAGUCCCAGCAAAUUUGCCACUUUUAGUUAGUGUUGUUAACUACUAAGGCGAUGGUGGUGGAUCAUGGCAGAAUUGGCAGGGACCAGCAGCCAAUGGUUCAGAGUGGCACUGCUGUUGAUUUUAACUGGUAUCUUUUGCCAUCUAUACCAUCUUGCAAUAAGUUUGCCCUUCAUUACUUGCAAUAGAAUAUUUACCAUCUUGGGUAAAUUGGUAGUCCUAAACAUCUAAAUAUUGCAAUUCCAAUUUGUUUCCUAUUCUAUAGUUUGCUGCUGCCCUUAAAGCUGGUGAAGCCUUGGGGGUCCCAGAAAUUUUCCCUCUGUUGACUUGUAUGUUCUUAUUGCUACUCUUGAGUGUAGAUCUCAAAUGUUCACCGAUAUGUCCUCUGAAGAGAUGGACAAACUUGACUUCUUUAUUCUUCCUUGCAGGGUGAAGAUGAUGAUAAUAACGUGGGAACAGAAAUGAAGAUACUAAGAGGGCACUGCGGACCAGUGUAUAGCACAAGGUUUCUGUCGGACAGUUCAGGACUGCUGUCAUGUUCCGAAGACACAUCCAUCCGAUACUGGGACCUUGGAUGUUUCACAAACACUGUGUUGUACCAAGGGCACGCCUACCCUGUGUGGGAUCUGGACAUUAGUCCUUGUAGCUUGUACUUUGCCAGCGGCUCCCAUGACCGCACAGGAAGACUCUGGUCAUUUGAUCGGACGUACCCACUGAGGAUAUAUGCAGGCCAUUUGGCAGACGUGGACUGCAUUAAGUUUCACCCCAAUUCUAACUACUUGGCAACAGGAUCCACAGAUAAAACAGUGCGUCUCUGGAGCACACAGCAAGGAAACACAGUGCGCCUGUUUACUGGUCACCGGGGUCCUGUGUUGUCGCUUGCGUUUUCUCCAAAUGGUAAGUAUUUGGCUUCAGCAGGUGAAGACCAGCGGUUAAAGCUGUGGGACCUGGCAUCUGGCACGCUUUACAAAGAACUAAGAGGGCACACGGAUAAUAUCACCAGCCUUACUUUCAGUCCGGACAGUAGCUUGAUUGCUUCUGCAUCAAUGGAUAAUUCUGUUCGGGUUUGGGAUAUUCGAAACACUUACUGCAAUGCUCCCGUUGAUGGUUCUUCCAGUGAACUGGUUGGUGUAUAUACUGGACAGAUAAAUAAUGUACUGAGUGUACAGUUCAUGGCCUGUAACCUCCUUUUAGUGACCGGAAUUGCACAAGAGAAUCAGGAACAUUAACCUUUUUUAAAAAAAAUAAGAAAAAAAAUGGGUGUGUUGUUGAAAUCCAGAGUCUAUUAUAAACUAAGAUUAUAUAUAAUUGACUGUGAAAAAAAAUGUUUUCUUUCCCAUUGGUGGACAUGUCCAGAAUGAUGGAAAUACUGUACUUGAAGAUGUCUUGUAUUGUUGCAAAAAAAAAAAAAAGAUAGGAAGGGGAGAACAACAGGAGAACUUCACUGCAAGGGCAGGAAGCUAUUUGGGGUGGGUGGGAACCAACUACACAUAAUAUUUUUCUGAAGGGAUAGCCAAAACUCAGUCCAAGCAACUCAGAUCAUUGACUUGAAUGUGUUGCAAUUAAUGGGCAUGUCCUGCUUAACUGUUACCGGGAGUUUAUAUGUCUGUCUUUUAGCUAUUCAGCUCCAUCUACUUACUUCCCCACCGAAGUUUCUGUGGCACAAGAAUCUUUGCCAUCAUCUUGGAAAGAAAAAUGUAUUUUGUUAUAGGGUUGCUCCCAAACAUAAGUAACAUUAAAAUAAUGUUUAAAAUAACAUUGAGGCAGGUUUCCAGCUUGCUAAUAUAAAAGGCAUAGUAUUUUUAUUUUUAUCGUUGAAUUAUAAAAAUGUGAUUUGAAUGUGACGGUGGCUGCAAAAAGAUGCAAUUUCGAUUUGGUAUCUUCCAUUAGAUAUAAUGGACUCCUAAUAGAAAGGGACACAUUGCACCUCACCAAAAAUACUUUCUGCAGAUAAAUAUGGGCAAAGGUGUGCAGACGAUGUGAAAAAAAUAGUAUUACUAAAUUAUUAAUUGUGAGAAGAUGCAGCUUUGCCAACUUCCAAUGUUUUCCACUGAUUACUGAACUAUUAAGUUGUUUCAUGAAGUUUUCAUACAAGUGUGUGAGCAUGCAAAACCUGGGGUUGGAGAAAGCAUACUCUUAAAUUUUGUCAUUCUAAGAAGACUGAAUAUUUCUGCUUUCCGGAAAGAGAUUUUGUAUUUUUGUUUUUUUCUAUUAAAGCAUUUAGUUUAAAGAGG